AUGGUGUUUUCUUCUCAGACAUUCCUUCAAAGAAGUCGUGAUCUAUGGACGAUCGAGCUAUCGAAUCAGUGGGAUGUUUUAGGACCCUUUCCCAUCCAUGCUAGAGAACAGCAGUAUCUAUCCCCCUCCUUCCCAUUGAAUCUAACAGAAAUAAUUGACUUCCAUGCAAGUUGGCCAUCGUCGUACGCUGACAACGGCCAGGUAUCUUGGAGUCAUGCAGAAUCGGACGUUGAAGGGAAUCUCGAAGUGUCGUUUCCAAACAUCAGGUGGAAGAGCUUGAGAGACACAGAGGGUUGGGCUGCUUUACAACACCAUGCCGUGUUACGGUCAACGUUUACGAUACAACCUCCAUCAUCGGUGUCACCGACAAUCCCGCCACCUCGUUUACUCGUGCAGCUAAUCCAGGGGUCUUAUUUCACCAUUCUUCCUGAAAAUGUCGAGGAAAGGAAAGUUCCGAAAUGGUACGCUGGAAAUAUUUAUAAUAUGGAGAGAGCUCUCCCGCGAGUGGUUGAACUGCCCCUUCCGCCCUCGCUAAAUAUACCAACAACCUACCACAUCUACGUUAGUGGGGACUAUGAGAUUCGGCUGUUUGGUGAUCCACGCGUUCAAAACAGCGAAAUCCCAGUGCAAAAGAUUACUUUGAAUAUGAGCGUAGAGGAUGUCGCCCAUGAUGUCGUUCAUGAAGAAACGCAGGACGUCGUGUGCGAUUUCGUGAACGGGUUCGCGUUCGGAGAUGCUAUGGGCAUCGGACUUCGGAGCACCUCUGGGUGGUGGACCGUUCACAGAGUUCAGAUUUUGUCCGAAUCCAAUGACGGAUUCGAGUUGAAGCUCCAGAAACCUACUCGGUUGGCACCAUCUCAGACGCGCGUGAUUCCACUCAACAUAUCUCAAUCAAAGCCGUUUACUGAUGAUGCCAUAUCCUUGGAGCUGACAUUGUCUUCGACCAAUUCUCAGAGCACUCAAAUAAAGCUCCAGAUCUUACUUCCAAUUAAGCAGCUUCCCCAAUGGUCCGUCUCCAAUUCCAGCCUCGUCACGGGCACGUACUUCUAUGCUUCGCACGUUCCUACAUUCUUUGUUGCUAAGUCGCCAAAGUUUGAAAACGGACGUGUUCCCAGACCCGCCGUCCUAGCUUUGCAUGGCGCCGGGGUGGAUGUCAUAACUCAAACCUUUUGGCCUGACGCCUUGCCACAGAAAGACCACAGUUGGAUUGUGGUUCCAACUGGAAGGACUUCUUGGGGCUUGGACUGGCACGGUCCGAGCGCACAAGAUGCUUGGGCUUCCGUUGAUGCAUUGGUGGGAAUUCUCAACAAUAAUUCUGCCUGGCGCCCUUGGAAGCUGGAACCGAAUGCUCGAGUGGUGGUGUUGGGGCAUUCCAAUGGAGGCCAAGGAGCGUGGUAUCUGGCCUCCAGAUAUCCCGAUCGUGUUCUUGCAGUUCUUCCUGCAGCCGCUUUUAUAAAGUCCCAAGCAUACAUUCCUUUGACGUUGUCCAGGUCUGCCCAUUACAUCGAUCCCUCGUUACGGGCUAUAUUAGAGUCUUCGUUAACGCCGGACGACAACGACCUAUUUCUUACCAACCUGGUUGAUACACCGGUGUUUGCUAUUCAUGGAGGUGACGACGACAACGUACCUGUAUGGCACUCGCGUGAGCUCGUGAGCGUUCUCAAGCAAUGGAACUCCAAUUCUUCGGUAACUUUCAAGGAGGAUCCGGGACAGCUACAUUUCUACCCGACAGUAUUCGACAAUGAACAAACACAAGCCUUCUUGGAUCAAGUUCUCGCGACAUUUUCUCCACACCCAGCAAGUAAAUCGUUUACGUUGACGGUUGCGCUGCCCUCGGAUAGUGGUACGUUACACGGCUGGCGGGUCGACCGCCUGAGUGUUCCGGGGAGAUUAGGAAGGCUGAAUGUCGAACUGGACGAGGAGAAGGUACGAGUCGUAUCCUCCAAUGUCAAGGCUUUUUCUGUCGACACAAGCGUAUUCGCUGUCCGGCCUGGCUCUUUAUGGAUUGACAACUCCCACCUGCCUCUUCCUGACGUAACCGCGCAAGCGCGAGGGGUGAUUUCGUUUAUAUCUGUCGAUCACAAAGUAUGGAAGGUCAACUCCAAGCCGAAUACAUUACAGCGAUCAGGUCGAGUACAAACAAUAUUGUCUUCCGACCACGCCCCACUCGUUUUCGUUGUUCCUCACUCCGAUAACGAGAGGGAAUUAUCAGUUGCACUGAGGACUGUUCAUGACCUACAUAUCUAUCACCGGCUUGACGCUGAAAUUUUGCGAGAUACAGAAGUGGCGCCUAACAUUGGAUUUGGGAACCUAGUUGUUAUAGGAAACCGUGCUGCUGCUACCCUAAGAGCUACGUUUUCCCAGGAAGAAGGAUUUUCGAUGAAACCGGCUCCAGGGAGUUUGGAAGGGCCAGGUCUUGGUCUCGUCUUCUUGCACCCUCAUCCUACAAAUAAGGAUGGCAAGAUGCUACUUAUGCAAUCGACGGAUGAUAGCGGCCUCGAAAGAGCCGCACGACUGUUUCCCAUUCGGACUGGCGUCGCUGUUCCAGAUUGGGUCAUUGUGGGUCCCGAGGCGGACAAGAUCGGUGCUGCUGGCGUCGUGAGCGCCGGUGUAUGGGACAGUGAUUGGGAUUGGAAUCCUGUGAUGUCCUGGGUGCACUGAUAGCGAUGAGGAAAAGGAGGUAUUCUUUAUUGUUUCAUCUAUGUCUAAGCAUUCAGUGUUCUGAGUUGAACGAUGUUAUCCAUGUAAACACAAGAUUUGCCUGUAUGAAAGCGAAUGAACAGGAAA
Molecule: messenger RNA, 2787 nt
Organism: Marasmius oreades (fairy-ring Marasmius)
Lineage: Eukaryota; Fungi; Basidiomycota; Agaricomycetes; Agaricales; Marasmiaceae
Exons: 15
Coding region: 1-2661 (886 amino acids)
Biological process (GO): proteolysis
Molecular function (GO): serine-type peptidase activity
Source: RefSeq, a predicted model, not a curated record